Messenger RNA from Cannabis sativa, 1459 nucleotides. RefSeq names its product WD repeat-containing protein GTS1. Lineage: Eukaryota; Viridiplantae; Streptophyta; Magnoliopsida; Rosales; Cannabaceae. Gene Ontology annotation, molecular function: protein binding. Bases 116 to 1276 code for a protein of 386 amino acids. The record is from RefSeq and is a predicted model, not a curated record. The transcript has 8 exons.
CCUUACCUUAGUAGAUCUAAAACCCUAAAACCCAACUUGGGACUUCCGAGACUCGAAGCCUCUGCUUCUGCUUCCUUUGGCUUUAGCUAAACCCUGAAACCUACGGAGAAGUGACAUGGAAGCCACGGCCAUGGAUGUGGAGGAACUGCCUCAGUCCAAUCCAAAUUCCCUCAAUCGGGUCGGACUCAAAAACUCAAUCCAAACCAACUUCGGAGAUGACUACGUUUUCCAAAUUGUCCCCAAGAAUGAUUGGACUUCUAUGGCGGUCUCAUUGUCGACGAACGUAGUGAAGCUUUACUCACCAGUAACUGGUCAGUAUUAUGGAGAGUGUAAGGGUCACUCUGAUACAAUCAACCACAUUUCUUUCUCUGCUACAUCAACCCCUCAUGUCUUGAACUCUUGCUCCUCUGAUGGAACCCUUAAAGUUUGGGACACCCGUACAUUCAAAGAGGUUUCAUCCAUUAGUGCUGGUCCUUCACAAGAGAUCUUCAGCUUUUCGUUUGGAGGAUCCACUGGUAAUCUUUUAUCCGCGGGAUGUAAAUCACAGAUACUGUUUUGGGAUUGGAGGAACAAGAAACAAGUUGCAUGUCUAGAAGACUCCCAUGUUGAGGACGUUACUCAGGUACACUUUAUUCCCAGCCAGCCAAACAAGUUGUUAUCUGCUUCUGUUGAUGGAUUGAUAUGCAUAUUUGAUACAGACGGUGACAUCAACGACGAUGAUAACCUGGAGUCAGUGAUUAAUGUGGGAACUUCAAUUGGAAAAGUGGGGUUUUUUGGAGAUAAGUUUCAGAAAUUAUGGUGUUUGUCCCAUAUUGAAACUUUGAGUAUUUGGGACUGGAACGAUGCAAGAAAUGAAGGCGAUUUCCAGGAUGCUCGCUCAAUAGCCUCCAAGUCAUGGACUUCAGAUCAAGUUGAUUACUUUGUUGAUUGCCACUACUCAGAACAAGAGGAACGACUUUGGGUUGUCGGUGGCACAAAUUCUGGCAAUUUGGGUUACUUUCCUGUAAAUUAUAAAGGAGAAGCAGCUAUAGGUUCCCCUGAAGCGGUACUUAUGGGCGGACAUGGUGGCAUUGUUAGAAGUGCUUUGCCUGUAUCAAGCAUCUGCAGUGGACUGGAUCACAGUCCAGGCAUGUUCGGAUGGACAGGCGGUGAAGAUGGUCGCUUGUGUUGCUGGGUUUUAGAUGAUUCGUCACAAACAGAUCGGUCCUGGUUCUCAAGUGCAUUGGUUAUGAGAUCGCCCAAUACUCGCAAGAAAACUAGGCAUCAACCUUACUAGCAUCUACCCAUUUUUGCAAUCUUGUCAUUGGUUUUCCUUAACUUUUCAUGUAAUUUUUGAAUUUUAUAUUUAUUAUUAUUAAUAUGGUGUUUUAAAACCAUGCAUUAUCCUCUUCACCUUUGCGUGAGUUCACUGUAUAAUUAAUUGUCUUGUUUCAAUUACAAGUUAUAGACAAGAAUUUUA